Molecule: messenger RNA, 1578 nt
Organism: Penicillium malachiteum
Lineage: Eukaryota; Fungi; Ascomycota; Eurotiomycetes; Eurotiales; Aspergillaceae
Product: alpha/beta-hydrolase
Exons: 7
Coding region: 1-1578 (525 amino acids)
Source: RefSeq, a predicted model, not a curated record
AUGAGGAUCUCGAGGUUUUGUCUUCUGGGGCUUAUUCCCCUAGUAUCGGGUGCUGAAGCUCCUUACUAUGCCAAUCUGACAUGGCAAGGCCCUCGGGAUCUGUUAAACUGGUCGAAUCUCACGGUUGAAACCCAAUCCGGGACAUUCAUUGGAAUGUAUAAUGAUACCUACCCCAAUGUUCGACAGUUUCUCAGAGUCCCUUAUGCCAAGCCCCCAGUCGGUGAUCUUCGUUGGAGGCCUCCUCAGAAGCCCGAAAAAUCAAGCAAGAAGAUUGAUUCAACAUUUUAUGGUCCAGCUUGUCCACAAUAUGUCACCGCACCUUUGAGCAUAUGGAACGAAUAUGAGCCACCAAACCUUCUCGUCAAUAUUGGCGAAAGACUUAACCAGGGUUCGACUGCCUGGGCCUCUGCUGAAGAUUGUUUGUCACUGGCCGUAUGGACUCCCGCAUAUGCCAACCGGACUUCUAAGCUCCCAGUAUCGUUGUUCGUGACUGGCGGUGGUGGUAUCACUGGAGGUAUUGAGAUCCCCUCUCAGCUUCCCACAAACUGGGUCUCCCGAACUCAGGAACAUAUCGCAAUCACUAUCAACUAUCGAUCCAAUAUCUUUGGAAAUCCUAAGGCAAAGGGACUCCCAACUAACGAAACAUCACUCACUCUCCUUGAUGUUCGGGCUGCAGUUGAGUAUGCAUAUGAGAAUAUUGAGGCGUUUGGUGGUGAUAAGGAUAACAUCAUGCUCUGGGGACAAUCCCAAGGUGGAAUUCUCACUCAUCUUUAUACACUUGCUUUCCCCGAUGACCCUAUCGCUGCCAAGUUUGGUGUUAUCUCGCAAGGAGCUUCGCCCUCACUCAACCUCACCACAGCUGGUGAUGUCUACCAGGACUUUCACGUUGUUGCACAGGGUCUUGGAUGCGACUAUGGUGAUGAUUAUGAAGCUGAACUCGAAUGUAUGCGUCAGGUCUCGUGGGUCCAAAUUGAAGAAUACAUCAAUCGUUACAACAGCACCCCACCAAUCGCCUUCACGGACUAUCUUCCCGAUGAGACAUAUAUCUGGAACAAUGAAGAUGCCCGAUAUGCUCUAGGAAAGGUCGCUCGUGGCCCCUCAAUUCGAUCAGAUGUAUCUCGAGAAUUUCCAAGCUCAAAUGAGACAGAGGUCAACCUAGAGGAAGAAGUGGCCGACUGUUUGGCCCUUAAGGAUUCAAUCCUGCGACAAUCGCUCGGUCUUGAAACCCACCGCUACUACUGGGCUGGAAACUUCUCCAACAUCAGUCCAGUUCCUUACCUGGGCGCUUUCCACUGGACGGAUCUUUUCAUGAUCUUUGGCACUUACAUGCUGGACGUUGGUGAAAUCUCCCAGCUCGAGAUUGAUACCUCCGAGACUAUGCAGGAUAUUUUCCUGUCAUUCCUCAAGAAUUCCUCGUCUCUCAGCACCACUGAACAUUGGCCUGCCUUCAACGCAAGUGAACCUAAUGGAGGUACCAUUCUGGAAUUCGGAAAUGGCACAACGAGACGAUUUGUUUCUGGAGAUUGGCUUGAUGGUGGUUGUUACAAUUCUUCCGUUCCAUUCCAGAUUUUCGGAUAG